This is a messenger RNA of Notothenia coriiceps (black rockcod), 1529 nucleotides long. RefSeq names its product collagen and calcium-binding EGF domain-containing protein 1-like. The record is from RefSeq and is a predicted model, not a curated record. Bases 78 to 401 code for a protein of 107 amino acids. The transcript is spliced from 4 exons. NCBI's taxonomy places the organism in Eukaryota, Metazoa, Chordata, Actinopteri, Perciformes, Nototheniidae.
GACACCCAGGGGAGCCGGGGAAGAGAGGGGACCCUGGGGACAGAGGUCUGCCGGGCCCUCGAGGUCCGAGGGGAAACAUGGGGCCCAUGGGACCAGAACCGGACCUGAAGCACAUGAAGAGGGGCCGCAGGGGGCCUGUGGGCUCCACUGGGGCGACAGGAACAGAUGGACUCAAGGGAGAUCGAGGAACUCCAGGUCCCAGAGGUCCACCAGGCCCCCCCGGCUCCUUCGACUUCCUCCUGCUGAUGAUGGCCGACAUCCGUAACGACAUCAUCGAGCUGCAGGAGAAGGUGUUCGGGGAGCGGAAGGGCAUCGCUCCUGAUAACCCAACACACUCCGGCGGGGAAAUGGACUUUGUGGAGUGGGGCUCCGGACAAGGAGACCUCCUGCUGAGCACCUGAACCCAGACAUGAGAAACAAAGACUCUUUGGGAGGGAGACAUGGUUUCUCUCUGAACUCUGACACAGACAGUGCAACUGAGAAGAAGAAGUGACUCUCUGAACCACUCCUUUUGUUACCUUCUCUAAAGCCGGUAUCUCGGCACCGAAACCGUAGUUUCGAAUACACACCGGUGAGUUCUGACUUGGCUCGUUGUCAGCCGGUAACCAGCUGCCCAGACACUUUGAGGGGAAAAAGAUGAACGGGACGUUCGGGUGCCGUGGGAAGAACCUCCGUUUAUCAACGUCCUUCACAGUUAAACUGCCACUGCAUUAAAUUCAACUAAGCACGGACACUUUUCCUUUCCUCACCACUUUCUCUAUCCUUUCGUCUCUCUCUUCAUACGUCCUCACUUCGCCUUGGCCAUCACUUUUCAUACACACACAGACUCCAAAGCCCACAACCCCUUGCGGCUGCUACUCAACACUUUAAUUUGAGAGUGAGGGGAGUGUGUGAAGGGAGUGUGUGAGGAUUGAGGGGAGUGUGUGUGCAGGACACAGAGCGAGGAAGAUGUGUCUUUUUGUCUGAACCACUUCAAACUAUGAACUUUAUCGUCUGCACCCCUUCCUCUUCCUGAGUCUGCAGCCAAUGGGAGCUCUGCUGCAGAAGCCUGAGCUCUGCAGCUUCCCUGAGGCGUCUUCAGGAGCUCAUUCAGGAGAUGUAUGAGUAUUUAAAUCCCAAUCCUGUUCGACAAACUCAGAAAAACUCAGAAAUGCUUGAAGUAUUUUUUUGUAUAACUCGAGUCCAAGUAUCAUAAAACAUUUAGCACAAAGUGUGUUCAUAUAUUUAAUUAAAGAGAGAAUGUAAAUAUGUAAGACUUCCAAUAUUUUAGACAUUUCAAAGAGUAGAAGCUGCUUCUCAAUCAGAGGAAAUAUGAAAUGUGCACCCUUCCAACCAAAACACAGGCGUGGUGAGCGCGAAUAUAUUCUGAAUUAUGGCCUGAAGGAAACCGAUUCAGAGUGAAGAGGGUUCCACAUGUCGUACUGUGAAGCACUCAGGGCUGACCCACUGCUCAAUAAAGGUUUUUCUGAAUCUAAAUGUAAACUGUAUACAUGUUGAUGUUUUAUCAGUGGUUCGUCCAAUAGCAAAGA